Molecule: messenger RNA, 7210 nt
Organism: Orussus abietinus
Lineage: Eukaryota; Metazoa; Arthropoda; Insecta; Hymenoptera; Orussidae
Exons: 20
Coding region: 515-5233 (1572 amino acids)
Cellular component (GO): cytoskeleton
Source: RefSeq, a predicted model, not a curated record
CGUGAUUUCGGGCCGCGAAUUCCGGAGUUUUUCCGCCGUUGGCGCAUCCACGCGACGCGAGUCGCGUCGAGUCCGCGAGUGUCCGCGCGUUCCUCGCCCGCCGUGAGCCGCGGAGCCGUCGGUUGGCUCGCGGGCGAUGCGCCGCCGCGCCAGUCGCGCCCGAAGCCGAGAAAGUUGAGGACCGUGCCCGCCGCCGAAGGAACGAAGCCGCGGAGAGGAGAGCCCGUCGGUCGCGUGCUCCGCCCGCCGCUGGCGCGCACACCGGCCUGACCCACCGGGCAUGGAGAGCCCUCGCCCGCACCCGGCCCGACCCACAGGAGACGACGAUCCCAGGAAGUCGGCCCGAGGAGCGAUGCAGAGGCCGGCCGGUGGGCUCGACGGGGCCGUGGCCUCGCAAUGACCGAUCGGCCGACCGUCGGCCGGACGUGAGGACUCCAGGGGCCGAAGUCGCGGAGGAAGUCGGCGUCGGGGGCCCCCGAUGCUCUGAGCCGGCCGGACCCAGCACCACCGACCAAUGGAGGAGACGACGAUGCGCGCCUCGCCGGGGCGCCGGCUCUCGCAGAUCCUGGACCCGCUGGCCCGACUGACGUCGGAGCUCGGCUCGACGUCCUCGGCGCCGUGCAGCCCGAGGCUCGGGGCCCGAGUGGAGUCGAGCGCUCUCGAGGAGGGCGCCGGGGGCCGAGUUGCGGCGUCCUCCGGCGAAGAGGGCCGAGCUCGGCCGAGCGGGCCCGAUAGCCCUCGCCUCCUGCCGCGCCGGGCCCGCCAGGCCCCCACCCCUCCUCCCCGACCCCGCAACAGCCCCGUGCACUUCAGGGACUCGCCCUACGUCAACGUGCCCAGCCUGCACUUCCACAGGGACAAGAGCUUCGCCGAGAGCGCCCGGAGCGCCGGCUACCAGGAGCUGAGGGAGGGCUCCAAGGCCAGGGCCAGCCCUUACGACUUCACCUCCGAGCCCAGCGGACGCGUCGAGUACGCCGAGCGACGCACCUUCGGGGCCCAGACCGACCCGGGACUGACGUUCGACCCCAAGGUCCCCCUCGAGGUCGGCACCCCCCGCGGCCGCUCGCCCUACGACGCCGGGCCCUCCGUUCGGGCCCCCCAGGUCGAGCGCGCCCUAUCCUUCACCGGCAAGACCGAUGCCGCCCCCCUUCCGGUCAGGGCCAACGCCUUCGCCCCGGCCGAUCUCAAGAAGGACAAGGCACCCUAUGCCGGUAAGGGCUUCGACGGGUACCCGCCACCCGCCCCCGAGGAACUCAACUGGCAGGAGCGCUGUCUGGAGCUGCAGCUCGAGCUCCAUCGGAGCCGCAGCCAGGCCACCAGGGUCCGGGACAUGCUGCGAGAAAAGCUUUCGGAGCUGGAGCAGCGAGUCCUGGAGGCGGAAGGCAGGGCAGACGAGGCGGAAGACAAGGUACGGAUGAUGGAGGAGCGGCUGGUGAAGGGUGAAUAUUGCUUGAGCACGUCCAGUGUCAGCACUCCGCCGCACUCGUUACCAUCCACCUCGGGCACUCAGAAUGAUAAGAUCGAAGAUGUCCACUGUGCCUGCAUCACGAAGCUAGAAACUCAAGUGGAGGAGCAAAGGCAACUGCGACUCCAAGACGCAAGGCAGGUUGAAGCAAAAGCAGCACGUAUUAAAGAAUGGGUAACAAAUAAGUUGCGAGAAUUGGAACAACAGAACCAACAUCUGCGAGAGCAGAACAAUAAGUGCAAUCAACAACUAGAACUGCUUCGGAAUCAUAUUACUAAUAUUGGAUUGCGACCACCAGCACCGACAAGAGCAUCUUUAUCGCUGGAGGUAGAUCCAACCUUGCGCAGACGUUCCGAAAGUUUGGAAAGCACUCCGCAGAUUGUUUCUGAAAGUGUUCAAAGUUCGGUUCCGGAACCACAAACUGGCACUAGGCACAGGAGACAUUUAUCUGCUUGUGGAACGAUCCAGCAAGGAAUCCCCCUAACAAAUAUGGAUUCCAGUCUUUUGUCCGAGGAGCUGGCAGCUGCUGUCGAAAAUUUGGUUAUGUUGCCCAGUAUUCCAGGGGUCUCCGAAACGAAUCGAGACAGUGGCAGCUCAGAGGCCAUUCACGAUUAUGCAGAAAUUUAUACACCAAGCAGGGAAGGAAUUAAUUGGAAUCAAAGUGGAGGACAAGCCCCUCGACCACCCACACCACCAUUGCACAGAUUUCCAAGCUGGGAAGCAAAAAUAUAUCAGGUGGCAGAUGGUGGACUCGGUAUAGGUCAACCACCCAACGAAGAAUCAGCACCUUCGACCACUACCAAUACGACAACUUCUUCGAAACAUUCCCAUGCAACCGGACAUAAUUUAACAGCUCACAAUUCUCAGGGCUACUGCGAUAUAUCAGUACCUGUGUAUGCUACGGUUAAAGGUCGAGCGAGUCAAAUCAGGUCAAUGCCCUUUGGAGACAGUUCUGAUGAUAGUUCAGAUGGCGAAGAACAUCCAAAUCAAACAGAGACGAAUACGAGAAUUACGAACAGCUCAUCGGAUAACACUGACUCGUCUCUGGGUAGUGGUAGCAGUCCUUCGAAGAGUGUUAAAACCACCAGCAGCCUUAGUCCUGCUAAAAGGAGUUCGAGUGGUUCUCCCAGUAAAAGUGUAAAACGUGAUACCUCCUUGGAGUCAGGUCUCUCCGAGGACUAUGCAAUACCCCCCGAUGCCCUCAGUUCGACAUCUCUGGAAUCCAGUAUGCCCAGUCUAUUGAUGAGAGUGUCCGGUGAGAGUCCGAAGAGGCUGGAAUCGCUCGAGAAAACUGGUCACUUGGCGAAGCUCGGUGGCAAACUAAAAACCUGGCGGAAACGUUGGUUCGUCUUGAAGAACGGAGUGCUCACAUACUGGAAGAGUCAGAACGACGUAAAUCGGAAGCCGCAGGGUCAAAUUAUUCUGGAUGAAGUAUGCAGGAUAAACCGAGCAGAAGGCGCAGCUACGUUCGAAAUCGCAACCGGCAAGAAAACUUAUUACCUAACCGCGGAUUGCAUUGCGACGAUGGAGGAUUGGAUAAGAGUCCUUCAAAAUGUUCAGAGGCGAAAUGCCACGAAGUUGUUGCUCAGUAAGGAAGAUAAUAAACCGACGAUUCAGGGUUGGCUAACGAAGGUGAAGAAUGGGCAUGCCAAAAAGUGCUGGUGUGUCCUUAUCGGCAAAAUGUUCCUGUAUUUUAAGUGCCCUACAGAUACCAAUCCUAUUGGCCAAAUUAAUAUGAGGGAUGCUCGCGUUGAAGAAGUCGAGCACGUUUCUGACAGUGACAGCGAAGAAAGGGACGCCGAAUGUCCACAUGAGCGAACCAUUGGAAUAUUUCCUACCCACCAAGGACCUACGUACCUCUUAAUGCCUCAUAAGCAAGAUAAGGAUAAUUGGUUGUACCACUUGACCGUUGUUUCUGGUGGAGGACCUAGCGCGGGUACUCAGUACGAACAACUGGUUCAAAGGCUAAUGGAGGUCGACGGUGACCCCAGCUGCGUCUUGUGGAGGCACCCACUAUUGCUGCACACUAAGGAAAAUAUUACCAGCCCGCUGACCAGUCUUACCUCCGAAGCCUUGCAGACCGAGGCCAUCAAAUUAUUUAAGGCUUGUCAGCUGUUCAUGUCUGUGGCUGUAGAACAAGCCGGCAUAGACUAUCACGUCGUUCUCGCUCAAAACGCGCUCCAACAAUGCUUGGACCAACCAGAACUUCAAUCUGAAUUCAUAUGUGCUUUGGUAAAGCAGACUAGUCGCCACACCCAGCAGCGUUUGGGCGUACAGCAGCUCCUCCUCUGCGCCACGCAAUCGCUCUUCACCUGCGAUACGCAAAGUCCCGCGGCGAACGGCGCCGGCGAAAAUGCGGACGCACAAUCGACGGCCUCCACUUCUCACAGUCCUCCGCUCACGCAGGGCCACUCGACCGCAACGAUCUUGGACUGCAAAACUAAUCCCGCUCAGUACGUACUCGUCCAGGGCUGGCAGCUCCUGGCGCUCGCCGUCUCCCUCUUCUUCCCGAGGAACAAUCGGCUGCUCUGGUACCUGAAGCUCCACCUCCAGAGGAACGCCGACUCCAAGACCGAAUGCGGCAAGUACUCUGCCUACUGCGAACGCGCCCUGGAGAGGACGCUGCAGAACGGAGGGAGGGAGGUGAAGCCUUCCAGGAUGGAGGUCUUGUCCAUCCUCCUCAAGAACCCGUACCAUCAUUCCCUACCACACGCCAUUCCCGUUCACUUCCUCAACGGGACGUAUCAAGUGGUCAGCUUCGACGGCAGCACCACCAUCGAGGAGUUCCUUAACACUCUGAACCAGGAGAUCGGCUGCCGAGACGUUCAUCAGUCCGGAUUCUCUCUCUUCAGCGACGAUCCGAUCGAGAAGGACCUGGAACACUUUAUCGACUUGCAAGCCAAGCUUUGCGACAUCAUCUCCAAGUGGGAGACCGCUCUGAGGGAGAAGGGGUCCGGGAAAUUUGAAAACACUCGUGUAAUCCAGUUGACUUAUAAAUCCCGAUGUUACUGGCGGCAGGCUGCGAAGAUGGAGACCGACCGGGAACGUCUCCUGCUCUGUUACCAAAUUAAUCAGCAGGUCGUGCAAGGGAAGUUCCCCCUGAACCGUGAACUGGCGUUUGAACUUGCUUCGCUCAUGGCACAGAUUGAUUUCGGCGAAUAUAACAACGACAAAGCUAGAGGCAGUGGACCUGGAAAUAACCCUCACCAUCUCGUGCUCCAAGCUCUGGAUAAAUUUUACCCGGUCAGGUACAGAUCCAACAUCACUGCCGAUCAACUGAGGGAGCUGCAGGAGAAACUGCAGGAGAAGUGGAUCGGUUUAAAGGGUCGCAGUGUGCUGGACUGCGUGCGUAUUUAUUUAACUUGCACGAGAAAGUGGCCUUUCUUCGGAGCUACGCUUUAUCAGGCGAAGCUAAAACAGACCGAACCGGUCACCGUAUGGAUAGCGGUUUCGGAGGACAGCGUGACCUUGUUGGAACUGCAAACCAUGGCGGUCAUGUGCCGAUACAAUUACGCAAACAUCGUAACUUUCGGCGGAUGCCUCGACGACUUCAUGUUAGUUGCGUGCCCUGACGAGGGCGCUGCCGAGCAGAAGCUUUUGUUCGCGCUUAGUAAACCCAAGAUCUUGGAAAUAACUCUCCUAAUCGCCGACUACAUGAAUGCCUUGGGUCACGCAUUGCCCGGAACGCCUCAGAUGAACACCUUGACGCGCAAUGGAUCCCACCGGUCCAUAAAAUCAACUCUGAGGCCUGCUACUGUAUCGUUAUGACCUCCUACUUCAGGUUCAAGCUGUCUUCCAACGCAACCGGACAUUUUAAAAUCUACUCCGGACCACCAAAGACCCUGAAAAGACUGCAGGAUUUAUUUCGCCGCAGAAGCAACGUAUUUUACGACUGUCGGUACGUGGCUCUAAAGAGGCACUAAUUUUGCAUUCGACGAACGCCGAAGCGGGACGGAGUGUUCGAUUGAGCGAUCGGCUCUCGUUUAAGUAAAAUUAUUACCCGACGCUCGUGAAGUAGGGGAGACUCGGAGCUGCUCUGUGAAAGUUCGGAGUCAAAAGGGUUUCGAUCGGUAAACCGCGGGGAAUGAUAUACUGACGAGAACACUGCCUAAAUCAAUAAGUGUAAUCACAUCGAGUAGUUCCGUUGGAAGGCUAAAAGCAAUGUGCUGAAAUCUUUUGCUACCGUAUUUAUAUACCAGACCAUAAGAUAAAGUAAUUAAUAUCGAAGGUGGAGUUGCGUAUCGUGUACAUAUAAACAUUAGGUGUUAUAUGUCUAGAGAUUUAGAUGGUUUCAAAACAAGAGAAAAUGAAAAAUCUGUUACUAAGAUUCGAGACGUCCGCUCGAGGGAGUCUACUUCUUGCCAAAUCAAUGCAACACAUUAUGAGUAUGUGAAAUAUUUGGUGAACCACCGAGGAUAUAAAUAUUAGAAAGGAGAUAUGACAUUUUUGUAUUAUUUUUUUAAUCAAAGCACGGUCGAUGCAAUCGCGAUUGCGUUUCCUGGAGGUCAGUUUUUGCUUCGUAAUUGCAUACCGUUGUGUUUAAGCAAACGGAGGAGCCUCUUUCGCAUUUGUCGCAAGGUAUAAAUGAUGUCUCAAAAGAUAUAUGAAAUAUUUUCUACCAUACGCGAACGGUAAUGGUGUAUACGCUGACGGACGGCAAGUAUUGACAACAAUGUACAUUUUUCGUACGGAGAAUAUUGACGAAGGUUAAUAAAGUGUAAGCUGCUAGUUUCCCAGUAUUACAGUGUACAACAUUUCCUCCUGACUUGAAAAUAAACUUACAGGGCACCUCCGUUUACGUGAGCCUCUGCAUUGCUUACUCGUUUAGUGGCAAAUAUUAAGUCGUUUAAAAGGAAUAGUUUGAAUACGUUUGCCAGGAAUUUUGAAUACUUUGAGUAAUGUAUAAGUUUACCAACAAGUCUAUUAUUUUUUUUCUCUCGUUUAUAUCGAGAGCCUCGAAAAAGUGUAUCAUUUAUAUCGUUACUAGUAACCCUCUAUUAUCCAUAUUUUGAUAAUUACUAGUCUCAGCAUACUGCGUAUUUAUUUCACCGAGUAAACCAUUUAUUUUAUAUAAGGAGACGACCAAAUAGUUGUAAAGGAAGCGAGCAUUAUUUAACGACGUAACUCGGUAACGCAUGUAACAUCUGUAACUUGUCCUGUCGCUGUAAAAGUUUUGUACCCGUUUUACGCGUCCUGUGGAACUAGCAGACGUCUUCCUUUAUCAUCUAAUCACAAACGAAUAAAAAAAAAAAUUAUGGCAGGGCAAUUUGUAUAAUGCGUACAAAACUUCUGCACGAGAAUCCUGAGGAGCUGAGUACCAUUGUUGUGCGCACUAUUAAAAGCGGCAUUUUUAUGGCAAAUAGUUAUCAGAUUAUUGGGAAUGGUACAAGAAAAAUGCAAGAGUGGCACUUCAUCUCUAAUUUUUAUAUCGUAAUUACAUGCUAUUGCAUAGGUGCUUGUCACCUCUAAUACGAUACAUGAAAUUCACUCAUUUUGUAAAUAACAUACUAGACGUAAGUCCUUAGAUAUAUUAGAAUCAAUACGGGCAGCUGACAGGCAACGGAGUGCCAACAUCGAAUGCCCACAAAGGCCAUCUUUGCGGUGCGCUAAUCGAGCCUACCAUCUGUAGAUUUUUAUUUAUUAUUUAUUCGCGUAAAUUGGCGCACGAAUUGCGCGAAUGAUGUACGAUCAAGAAAUCAGGACAUUGUACUAUUGUACAAAGGAAUAAAUAAACUCUGCUGCAAA